This is a messenger RNA of Triticum dicoccoides, 690 nucleotides long. RefSeq names its product heavy metal-associated isoprenylated plant protein 41-like. Lineage: Eukaryota; Viridiplantae; Streptophyta; Magnoliopsida; Poales; Poaceae. The record is from RefSeq and is a predicted model, not a curated record. Gene Ontology annotation, biological process: rRNA base methylation. The transcript has 3 exons. Gene Ontology annotation, molecular function: rRNA (uridine-N3-)-methyltransferase activity. The coding region runs from base 1 to 690 and encodes 229 amino acids. Gene Ontology annotation, cellular component: cytoplasm.
AUGGCGCCGCCGGUGGUGGAGGUGGCGCCUGUCGUGGAGGGGAAGAAGGUUGGCCGGGUGAAGUGGGUAAAGCAUUAUUCCUCUUCGCAGAGCAUCCUGAUCGUCGGCGACGGUGACCUCUCCUUUUUGCGGGCGCUCGCCACGGCCUUCGGCUCCGGAGAUUGCAUCGUCGCCACAUCCCUGGACUCCUACAGUGAUCUAAUUGGCAUGUAUAGCCAAGCGGAAUCAAAUGUCAAGGAGCUGAAGAGGAUGGGCGCCACGGUCUUGCAUGGCGUCGAUGUGAAAAACACGAAGAAACACGUUGAUCUCAAGUUUACUCGGUUCGAACGGAUUAUCUUCAAUUUGCCCCAUGCUGGGUUUAUAGGAGAGGAGACUCAAGCGCAUAUGAUCAGCGCGCAUCAGGUGCUGGUGAGGAGGUUCUUCCGCAAUGCAAGCCAUCUUCUUCAUCCUGACGGUGAGAUCCAUGUUAGCCACAAGACAGGGGAGCGUUACAACAGAUGGGAGAUUGAAGAGCUGGCCUCUGAGUUUUCACUUGUUAUGUUCAAGUCGCUCGUCUUCCGGAAGGAAGAUUACCCCGGAUAUAACCAGAAGAGAGGAGAUGGCGAAAGGUGUGACCAAGAAUUCCCUCUGCGUAAUGGCUGCACUUUCAUGUUCUCGCUCACUCCCUCUGUUUUUUCGUUGGUUCUGUGA